Messenger RNA from Wallemia ichthyophaga EXF-994, 1458 nucleotides. RefSeq names its product Pantothenate kinase 2. Bases 1 to 1458 code for a protein of 485 amino acids. The transcript is spliced from 5 exons. The record is from RefSeq and is a predicted model, not a curated record. Lineage: Eukaryota; Fungi; Basidiomycota; Wallemiomycetes; Wallemiales; Wallemiaceae. Gene Ontology annotation, molecular function: ATP binding; pantothenate kinase activity. Gene Ontology annotation, biological process: coenzyme A biosynthetic process. Gene Ontology annotation, cellular component: cytosol; nucleus.
AUGAGCUAUCCCGAGAUACCAGACAUUAGCAGACUAAGUGUUGAUACGCGUGGCGCAGAAAUCGUAGACGAUGUUACAGAGGACAAAGAUAGUCGGGGAAUCUAUCUUCCCUUCCAUACAGAGUCUGUAUCCCAUAUUGCCCUAGACAUUGGUGGAAGUCUCGCAAAGUGUGUUUAUUUCUCGCGGACAUCCCGCAGGAGAAGCAGCACAGCGUCUAGUAAGAGCACGAAGAGCACGAAUCGAAACAGUCCCCCACCUCUUCAACCGCCGCCAUCACCUAAACCAAACGGAACGCUAACCCCGAACAUUCUCAAACCAAUCAGCAACGACGCAUGUACCCCUGUGUCUCCAUUGUAUAGCUCUGGCGGUAGUUAUUUUGACGUUCAGAGCAGCUCUCACUCCGACAGCGCGAAGAUCAGACCGGGAUUCGGCAGUCACGGCCGAUCGAAAUCUAAACACAUACCGGGUGGUCAGCUUAACUUUGUCAAGUUUGAGACUGAGCAUAUAGAAGAGUGUAUUGACUUCUUGCGCAACCUUAUUGAUCAAUCAGCAAAUGUCAAUGAUGUUAGUCUUGAUCAAAUGAGGGCCAGCAUCAAAAUUGUUAUGACCGGAGGCGGUGCCCACAAGCUUGGAGAUGUUUUUGAAGACCAGCUCAAGACUGCUGUAGCAAAAGAGGAGGAAAUGGAAUGUCUGAUAACUGGCUUACAGUUUAUUACAACUAUUCCCAAGGAGGUCUUUUGGUACUCUGAUGAGUUGGUGUACUCAGUCAGUCACAAGAAGCAGAAGAAAACUAUAUUACCCCAAGAGGAACUUCCAAGGCCAUCGCCGAACCCGCCCCAGUUUAGCGUCAGCUUCGACAAACCGACUGAGUUUGAGUAUCCUUGUCUGCUUGUCAACAUCGGAUCAGGGGUGUCUAUUAUCAAAGUGAACUCCGACGGCUCCUUCGAGCGUGUCUCUGGAACCUCUCUUGGUGGGGGAACACUUUGGGGUUUAUUGUCGCUCCUCACGCCAGCCACGUCGUUUGAUGAGAUGUUAGCGUUGUCAGAAACAGGAGAUAACAACUCAGUAGAUAUGCUCGUAGGCGAUAUUUACGGUAGCGAUUACGGAAAAAUUGGUUUAAAGGCGACGACAAUCGCUUCAUCAUUCGGUAAGGUUUUCAAGAAAGGCGAUAACAAUCGCAAGAAAGAAUUCAAGCCUGAAGACAUCAGUAAAAGUAUGUUGUUCAUGAUCAGCAACAAUAUUGGUCACAUUGCGUACAUGCAAGCAGAGAAACAUAACGUGGAUAGAAUCUAUUUUGGAGGGUGUUUCAUUAGAGGACACGCUGCUACGAUCUCAACCCUCAGCUAUGCUAUCCGUUUUUGGAGCAAAGGUACGAAAAGGGCCAUGUUCCUUCGUCAUGAGGGCUUCUUAGGUAGUCUUGGUGCUUGGAUAAAGAACAUAGACGAAGAGCACUACUGA